Moneuplotes crassus is the source of this 1724-nucleotide messenger RNA. Lineage: Eukaryota; Ciliophora; Spirotrichea; Euplotida; Euplotidae. The record is from the annotation of a GenBank genome assembly.
AGCGAGACUUGGAGUCAAUCCCCCAGUUAGGCAUGGCCCAGCCCAAGAAAGGAAAGAAGAAGUGGAAAUGUGGCUGCGGUGAGAAAUUUAGUAAGAAAUAAGUUCAAAAAGCAUGUCAAAAUCUGAGAAGCAGCUGUAGUCAGCAGCUCAAGCUCAGAUGAAGAGUUCAAGUAUGAAGAGUCUCCUCAGCCAAGGAAGUCAGGAGGGUUCUUUUCGAGAUUAUUCAGCUUUUCAACAACAAAAGAACCAGAGGAGUAUAAGAUGCGCUGAGAAGGUUGAAAGGAAUGAUUUGAUUCUGAAGAAUCUAAUGAUAUCCAUUUCUUAGAAAAUUGUGCUCAUAUUAUAUGCCACGAUUGCUUGAAGCAAAUUACAACAGAGAAAUACGGCAAAGAAGAUACAGUGCCUUGUCCAAAAUGUGGAGGGCCCAUCACAGAUUAUGAGAUAAAAUACGUCCUUGGGGAGGAUUUCUAUAACAAGCUUCAACAAGAUGCCAUUGGCAAUAUCCUCGGAGAAGAUUACUCGUUAGUCCACUGAGACUGCGGCAAUAUGUUCGAAUUUACCAAAAGCAAAACAGAUUAUUCAGUAAAGGAUGAAAAUGGCAAUACAUUAUCUAAAUAAAGCAGCUAAGCAUUAUGCUAAGAGGAGAGUUCGAUGAAAUGCGUGUGAGGAGAACUUCUGAAUCAAAUGCAAAGUUAAACCCUACCAUAUUGGGUAUACUUGUAAAGAAUACAAGAAAUUUAAGAAAGGCAAAAAGUGAAGAUUUUGAGGAGAACUCAUACCAAAAUCGAAGAAAAAGAAAGGAGCUUUCAAAUAAAGUUUGAGAUAACCAGGAAUGAAUAGAUCAAAUUAAUGCGUGCUGAGAUAAGAUACAUGACUGUGGACAUCCUUGCAAAGGAUUUGCAGGCGAAGAAGAUUGUUUAUCGUGAUUACAUCCAGAUUGCGUUGAAGAAAACCAUCGCCCAACUCUAGACCAGAACGAUGACACUUUCUGAACAAUUUGAUAUAUCUCUGGUUUGGGUGAGAAACCAUGAAUCCAGCUUGGAUGAAAGCAUAUCUUUCAUGUUGAUUGAAUCACUGAAAUUAUACAAAAUAAGUGGGCAGGGCCAAGGAUUACCUUCCUCUUCAAGAAGUGUCCAAGCUGUAAGGCUGAAAUAGAUGCAUACAAUCAUCCACAAAUUUCUGAACUUCUGGAAGAAGCUUGUGAACUAGAGGAAGAAAUUAUAAAACUUGCUGUCGAAAGAGCAAAAGUUGAAGGAAUUGACAAAGAUCCGAGAUUGAAGAACAAAAAGGAUGAGUACUAUAAUGACCUAGAGAGAUACGCAAUGGAACGAAUGAGCUAUUAUACUUGUCAUCAAUGAGAAAACCCCUACUAUGGAGGCCUCAAAGAAUGAGGAAAUAUGGCUCAAGCAGAGGGCAAUUUUAACGCUGAAGAGCUCGUAUGUGGAAAAUGUUCCUCUGAAGGUCUCGCAGGCAAAACUGAUUGUAGUAUACAUGGUAAAGAGUAUAUUGAGUUUAAAUGCAGAUAUUGUUGAACAAUCUCGCAAUGGUUCUGUUUUGGAACCACUCACUUUUGAGAUCCUUGUCAUCGAAUAGCAGGCAGAAAUAAAAUCACUAAAUGUCCAGGGAAAGAUAAAUGAGGAAUUAAAGUAGAACACCCUGAUAAUGGCGAAGAAUUUGCUCUGGGAUGAGGAUUAUGUAGACAUGCUGCUGGAUCUGAGAUGUAG